UCAGAUCAGUAACCAGCAUCUAAUUCACACUCUGCUAUGAAAUUCUGAAGAAAACUUUGGACUCCUCAUGAUCAAUCCCUUAUGACUAACUCGGUGACAACUUUCAAUUGUGUAGUCAUUAAACUCCGGAGAUUGUUAAGGAACAAAUAGCAACAAUAUUUGUGAUGAAGGUGGUAUACUUCUUGGCACCAUGUAGCAUAGACAUCUUAAACAUAUGCUGUUGUUAAAGGGGUUUCCCCAAAAUUAAAAGUUAUUAUCUAUCCACAGGACAGCUGAUGGUUGGGGAUCAGUCACGACCAUGAGAAUGAAGGCCCCUUGUCCUCCGGAUGAAUGGAGCACCAGCAUUUAUAUUCAACAGAUUCAUCUCCAACUAUAUCGGUUUCUGAAAGGCGGCAACUUGUGAAUGCUGGAAACACAUUUAGGGUGUCUUGUACAGAUUCUGCUCCAUUAGGAUGGUAUUACCAAAAGCUGGGGCAUGGUAAGAAGCCGAGGCUUGUUCCCCAGUCACAACUGCAACAAAUAGAAGGUGGAGUUGCCCUCGUAAUCUCAAAGGCAGAACGCAGACAUACCGGGAAAUAUAUGUGCAUCAAUAGAGGGGCCACUCUUUCAGAUAAUCACGCCUUCUAUCUCUUUGUUAAAGAUUUAAGCAACCCAUUCCUUGACGUACCGGGAUAUUAUGAUGUGAAAGAAGGUGGAGACAUUUCUGGCAUCUGUUUUCUGUCAGACUCAGAUGUGACAGAUUAUUCUAUUAGAAAAUGUGACAAAUCUCCCCUGCCCAAAGGUUUUGUCUAUGAGAGUGAUAUCGAGAACGGCAUUCACUUAAAAAACGUGCAGACCAUUUUCGCUGGUUGCUAUAUGUGUUCUGUGAAUCAGACUGGAGUUGUUAAGACCUCCCAGGAGUUCAGACUGGUGGUGACUCCAGUUCAAAAAAGAAAACCAUUGGUUUCACUAACAAAAUCCAGGCUGGUUGUGAAGGCAGGGGAAGCCUUUGAGGUGACCUGUGUGGUGAGGGAUGUUAACACUGUGGAGGUCAACUGGAUAGAUGCACCAACCAUGACAACCACUACAAAGAGCAAGUACCUCUCCGAUACAGUGUUUGAACGCAACAACACGCUAAGCAGCCGCGCGGUUCAGCUCAAUGAUUCUGGAAUAUACACAUGUCAAGCCAGGAACAGUUUUGGCGUUGAGAAUGCGACGUUCUUAUUAGAUGUUCUUGAAACUGGAUUCAUCAGUCUGACUGUGAUGGACAACACCACGCUUGGCCUGUCUGUAAAUGCCGGCGAUAACAUUAUACUGCAGGUCUAUAUUGACGCGUAUCCUCGACCAUAUGAAGAGUUCUGGACUUUUAUGAACGAGACUGUUCUCAACACCUCCGACCAUCUUGUACAGUCCCGAGAUGAAGGCAACAAUAGAUAUGUUAGUGAGCUACAUCUAAUCCGUCUCAAAGGGAAUGAGAGAGGAAUCUAUACAUUUUAUGCUUCGAAUUCUGAUGCCAACACAUCCUUCAGCUUCAACAUAUCAGUGAAGACAAAACCAGAAAUCCUCAUAGUUGAAAGACUUAGUAAUGAUAUGCUACAGUGUGUGGCAACGGGAUUCCCUGUGCCGUCCAUUGACUGGUUAUUCUGUCCGGGAUCCGAAUCCAGGUGUGUAGAUUCUCCAAUCAUAAUGCCAAUUGACACAAAACAGAGCAUGGAAAACUCCUCUCUUGGGCGUACGGUUGUAGAAAGUAUCAUUGAUGUGAGUUCUAUAAAGGAGAAAAACGGCACCGUACACUGCAUCGCGUACAAUGAUGUGGAGAGGAUCACGUCUAUUUUCAGUUUUGCUGUACGAGAUGGAAAUUCCCUGUUUACCCCCUUACUAAUCGGAUUUAUAGUAGCAGCCGCUGUAUUGGGCGUCUCCAUGGUGAUCCUCAUGUACAAAUACUUGCAGAAACCAAAGUAUGAAAUUCAGUGGAAAGUAGUAGAAGAAAUCAAUGGAAAUAACUAUGUGUAUAUUGAUCCUACACAACUUCCUUAUGACAACAAGUGGGAGUUCCCUAGAGAUAGGCUGUGCUUUGGGAAGAUUCUGGGUGCUGGUGCUUUUGGUAAAGUGGUUGAAGCUACAGCAUACGGCUUAGUGAAGGAAGACAAUGCAAUCACGGUUGCUGUUAAAAUGCUGAAACCAAGCGCCCAUGCAACGGAGAGGGAAGCCCUAAUGUCUGAGCUGAAGGUCUUGAGCUAUCUAGGCCAUCACAAAAACAUAGUAAAUCUUCUAGGAGCCUGCACUGUGGGAGGUCCGACUCUUGUCAUCACUGAAUAUUGUUGCUAUGGAGAUCUUCUAAAUUAUCUACGGAGAAAACGGGAUUCCUUUAUCUGCCAAAAGUUUGAUGACCUUUCAGAAAGUGCCCUUUACAAGAACCUCCUUAACUCUAGAGAACAUGUUUGUGAAGGAUUGAGUGAGUACAUGGAUAUGAAGCCAGGAGUGUCUUACGUGGUGCCAACCAAGGCAGACAAAAGAAAAUCAGGUUCCUAUGUUGAUCAGGAUGUCACCAUCGCAAUGCCUGAAGAGGAUGAUUUAGCCUUAGAUACAGAAGAUCUGAUUAGUUUUUCAUAUCAAGUUGCACAGGGCAUGAACUUCCUGGCGUCUAAAAAUUGCAUUCACCGAGACCUUGCGGCAAGAAAUAUCCUCCUCACUCAUGGUCGGAUUACAAAAAUCUGUGACUUUGGCCUUGCAAGAGAUAUCAAGAAUGAUUCGAAUUAUGUGGUUAAAGGAAAUGCUCGUCUUCCAGUGAAGUGGAUGGCACCGGAAAGUAUUUUCCAUUGUGUGUACACAUUUGAAAGUGACGUCUGGUCUUAUGGGAUCCUGCUUUGGGAGAUCUUUUCACUUGGAAGCAGCCCAUACCCUCGGAUACCGGUGGACUCCAAGUUCUACAAAAUGAUAAAGGAUGGUUACCGCAUGCUGAGUCCAGAAUGUGCACCAGCCGAGCUUUAUGAUAUAAUGAAGAGUUGUUGGAACGCCGACCCAGUGAAGAGACCUACCUUUAAACAAAUUGUACAGAUGGUGGAGCAGCAGCUUUCAGACACCAAAGGGCAUAAAAUUGCAAAUGCUUCUCCUGUAUGUCCGAACCAUACUCCUGUGGAUCAUUCAGUAAGGAUCAAUUCAGUGGGGAGCAGCACAUCUUCUACUCAACCCCUACUGGCAAACAGAGAACGCUGAACACCCCUUCAUGUCACCUCUCGCUGCUUGUGGAUUUUACCUUCACAUACAUUUCCAUUUGUUACAACAUUGCCACAAUCCUGCUGAGCUGCUGAAUUUUAGGACAGAGUGUUCUGCGACAGUGGUGAUGAUCGAAAACAUUGGCUCGGUCUACUGGGACCCAUGUAAUUCCUGAAGAGAUAUUGACUUCUAUCUUUAUUCAGACAUAAUGUCCCUUGUCUCCUUGUGAACACUAUAGAGAGACAAUCUACCAUGUUAAUGCCAGGCUUAAUGCUCAGUGACCUGUGACGGACUUUGGAUGAAGACUUAAGUUCCCGGAUUCGAGUCUACUGAGAUCCUUGCUCUGAGAACUUUGGAAGAGACUUAAAAAGGUUGUUAUUGAAUUGUAGCAUUAGAAACCCUCACAAUUGCUAUGAUGUCUUGCAGCUGCAAAACGAAUGCAAAGCCAGAAUCCUGUCGAACCGCUUCUGCUGUGUGACUGGACAUGCCUAUGUCUCCAGUGUCUUGCUACUGAUUCCUUUCUCCUAUACACUCGUAUUUCAUGCAGAUAUUUAUUGACCAUUCCCGUGCACUUAUUCACAUUGAUAGAAACAGCAAAUAUAGUUAUCCGAGUUAAAUUAUUUUGGAUAUUUUGGAUAUAUAACGUUCAUCUUUAGUACCAGAGUGAUGCCUUGCCUUGUGUAGAUACUGAGCGGGUCAAAGCACAAACUACUGAUUGACAUAUUGCAGAACUACAAGUACCAUAAUGCUAGGGCUGGGCGGUAUGACCAAAUAUGUGCAUCACGGUAUUUUUUUUAACUUACGGCGGUUCCACGAUAUAUAACGGUAUUUUCACCCCCCCCACCAAAUCAUGUGACCCGCCAGCGCUGUUUCCCCGCCCCAUCCUGUGACCCGCGUGCGGUGUUCGGCUC
Molecule: messenger RNA, 4106 nt
Organism: Hyla sarda
Lineage: Eukaryota; Metazoa; Chordata; Amphibia; Anura; Hylidae
Gene: KIT
Product: KIT proto-oncogene, receptor tyrosine kinase
Exons: 21
Coding region: 331-3195 (954 amino acids)
Biological process (GO): Kit signaling pathway; multicellular organism development; positive regulation of cell migration
Cellular component (GO): signaling receptor complex
Molecular function (GO): ATP binding; transmembrane receptor protein tyrosine kinase activity; cytokine binding
Source: RefSeq, a predicted model, not a curated record